Molecule: messenger RNA, 1018 nt
Organism: Tarenaya hassleriana
Lineage: Eukaryota; Viridiplantae; Streptophyta; Magnoliopsida; Brassicales; Cleomaceae
Product: protein CURVATURE THYLAKOID 1C, chloroplastic
Exons: 7
Coding region: 218-661 (147 amino acids)
Cellular component (GO): chloroplast thylakoid membrane; thylakoid
Source: RefSeq, a predicted model, not a curated record
AGAUUAAUCAUCGAUAACCAAUUUUCCUUUGAGCUUUGUGUAUCUUAGAUUCUCAGUUUAGUCCCUUUGAAGUUUGAACCACCCAUUUCGGUACCACCAAAAAAAAAACAGCCGGUGAGUCUUAUCUGAGCCUCUGUGACUGUCGAGCCGAAGAUAAUCUUACGCUGUCUAAUUCUCAGUCUCGGGGAAGAAAAGUUCGCAUCUUUUUUGGAAGACGAUGGCCUCCAUCUCUGCAAGCUUGCCUCCGCCAUUACUGCUCAGUGGAAGAAAGUCCCUUCUCGCAACCAUUCGGAAACUCCCAUUUUCUCCUCCUCGAGACAUACGGAACCGUAUUGGUAUCGGUUUCCGGGUGAAGGCAAGUGGCCAGAGCUCUGAGUCAUCCACUGAUCUAUCCGUCGUUAAGUCUGUUCAGAAUGUUUGGGAAAAUUCUGAAGAUCGGAUAGGGAUUAUCGGCUUGGGAUUUGCUGCUGUAGUGGCCCUCUGGGCAUCACUGAACAUUGUCACGGCAAUAGACAAGUUGCCCGUCAUCCCAAACGCGCUGGAGCUAGUUGGCAUAUUGUUUUCCACGUGGUUCACAUAUCGCUAUCUCUUGUUCAAACCCGACAGGGAGGAGCUAUCUGAAAUCAUUAAGAAGACGAUAUCAAAUAUACUAGGCCAGUGAAUGGUAUGCUUCAAAGGUGAGGAAACGCUUGUUUCGACGUUGAAUUUUGUAUUGCAACGUGAAUGGAAGAUUUCAUGUUGGUACCGGUUGCAGUUUAUAGUAUGUGUAUGCGAAAUGAUUAUGAUGUAAAGAUUGAUGAAGUGGAUGGUUGUGGUUGUAAGCUUAUGGGAAAGUAUGUUGUUGGUUGUGGUUAAGUACAGUAUUUUCCAUGAAUUGCUUCACGGAUCGUUGUGGUGUACUUGCACUGCCCGUACUUUCUUGCUCGAUGUAAAUAUAUGAUUAAUGACCAAACAGGUCUAAAGCCAGAACCUGGGAAUGUGCUCUGUUGUUUUUAUAGAGCAUCAUCUGGUUCAUGAA